Messenger RNA from Folsomia candida, 1898 nucleotides. RefSeq lists its product as uncharacterized. NCBI's taxonomy places the organism in Eukaryota, Metazoa, Arthropoda, Collembola, Entomobryomorpha, Isotomidae. The record is from RefSeq and is a predicted model, not a curated record. The coding region runs from base 69 to 1811 and encodes 580 amino acids. The transcript is spliced from 7 exons.
UGAGCAGCACGCAUCAGUCGAUUUUUUGCGAAUUUUGCAACAACCUAGCACAAUACAAUUUUAACACCAUGGCAAAAUUUUUCCAAACUAUUUUUCUCAGUCUUCUAUUCACGAUAAUUUCCGCUCAAAAUGUUAUCCCCCCAGAAACUCAGACACAAAUUGACGCUCUCGUCGAAGCAUUAAUGCAGACCGAACACGUGCCAGCCUUUGCCCUAUCAAUUACCAAGAACAAUGGUGAAAUCUUGUACAACAAAGGGUACGGAUUGCGCGACCGGGAAAAGAAUGUUACCGCCGAUGCCGACACUUUAUUCGGAAUCGGCUCCGUUACAAAAAGUUUUACUGCCGUUGUUAUCGUGAAAUACCUUUCGGAACGGUUUCCGGACUUGGGAGCGUCCGUGCUCGACACGCCGAUUCGAGUGCUAGCUCCCAGCUACAAUUUCACCCUGGGAGACAAGUACCGGUCGGAGAAGGUGACAUUUAAAGACCUCUUGGCACACAGGGUCUGCACUCUGCCGGAAUCUGUAGGCAUGUGGGUAGAGGCCUACGAAGGGGAAGAUGACUUCUAUUAUAGACAACGCUAUGCUCCAGAGUCGUGUGGGUUUAGAGACGGAUUUCUCUACAAUAAUGGACUCAUCGGAAUGGCAGGACACAUUGUGGCUCACAUGGCAAAUUCUACCUAUGAAGAGAUGUUGUCCAAUCUUCUAAUUUCCAUUGGAAUGAAUGACACCACACUGAUAAAGCAUACCGAUGAUCAUGACAACAUGAUGAAUCGAGCUCUCCCAUACAUCUGGAAGGGCAAUCAACUCAUCCGAUAUAAUUCCGAACUCUUAAAAAGUGUCGUCUAUGCUAACCCGGCCGGUGGCAUAUUAAGUUCCUCAAACGAUAUGGCGAAAUACAUGCAAUUUCACCUAAAUCGGGGGAAAGUUGGGACCACACAAGUCGUGUCUGAGGAAGCUAUGGGCUGGCUACGAAUUCCAGCAAGCUCGAUAUUCUCCGGAGUCCUAAAAACCGACCAGAAUCCCGACGUCCUAAUUAACGUCGGAGUUGGAUACGGUCUUUGUCUCGGCGUCACAGUUUAUGACGGUUAUCUGCAAGUUUGGCAUAACGGGUAUAUCCCACCGUUUCAAUCCUUGCUCAAUACCUAUCCACAUUUGGGCUUGGGUAUCUUUUCCUCGAGCAGUGGUCCUGGUUCACUCACGACCCUUACGCACACCGUCCUACAUAACGCUAUCUUCCACAUAUUACAGCAUAAUGAUACCAGCCAGAAAAUUUCGUUCCCAGAGAUUUUAGACGCUCUCCCACAAAAGCGUGAUAAUCAAAGUGUAAUCAAAAACCAGGUAAAAAAUACUUCUGAAGAGAAACAACAGCAAAUUGGUCCCAAAAUUUCUCCAGAAGAAGCCCUUGGAACGUUUGGAAGCGGAUUUAACGGUGAGUUCACGAUAUCGUUUAAAAACAACUCUGCCGGGGUCCCACAACUUCACGUUGAAUAUGGAAAAUGGGGCCUGGCCUGGCUGAAUCAAACCUCGCCAUCAACAUUUGAGCUGAUUGAGUGGGAUUCCGAUUUUUGGAUGCUGUUCUGGUCUGACAAUCAGGGCGUUAUCAAUCAAACUUUAGAGUUUGUUGAUGCCAACACUAUUCGGUACUUGGACAGUGGUAACGAAAUUGCGGCACGGUUCAUAAGAGAUCAAAAAGUUGGUGACUUGCCGGUAAUUCCAUGGGAGGAGGAGACCUGCAAAAAUAAGGGUGUUGUAGAGAUAGGCUCAUUAAUAAGUGUCAUUAUUUUAGCAAUAAUUACCAACAUGCUCAAUUAAUUUUAAUAAUGUAUAUAUGGAUAUCGUUCGAGAAUAACAGGGUAUUAAGUUUAUGGAAUAAAACCUGUUACUACUAUAAUUUUGAUA